UUGAAUUUUAAGUUUAUUUUAUGGUAGAAGAUGCGACCUUGACCUUACUCUGUAUCAUCUAAAUGCAUUAUUUGGGCGAAGUUAAUAAGCGUCUAGAGUCAUUUAUUUGGAUGAAUGUCAAUAAUUUUAUUUUUCAAAAGGAAAAUGUUUUCGCGUUUAUUGAAUAUUUCUAUUAAGACUGGCUUUCCAGUUCAAUUCCUGGAAAGUUCUUCAGUCCAAACUUCGCAGUACACAUGCCGUUGUAUGAGCUCAAAAGUUGAGGAAAUAUUGAAUCAAACAGACAGAUUACAUCAUCAUGUUGAUGAUUGUGACACAAGAAAAACAUACAAAAAUAUCAUGCAGAGAGUCCCUCAACCAGUUGUGGUAGUGACAUCUGGAUACCAUGAAGAUGGGAUGUGGCAUAAGCGAGGAAUGACCUGUACAUCUUUCACUAGUGUUUCUUUUACUCCACCUAUUGUAUCAAUUUGUCUAAAGAUUCCAAGCAAAUUCCAUGACAUUGUAAACAAAACAAAACAUUUUGCUAUCCAUACCUUGGCGAACCAUCAGGUGAACUAUGGAAUGACAUUUGCAGUAAAUAUACCAGGAGUAAACCAGUUUGCUAAUAUAGCCCAUCAUGAUAGUGCACAUGUUCCAGGAAUUCCUGUUCUGCUAGGUUGUUGUGCAGUAAUGGAGUGUAAGG
This is a messenger RNA of Ruditapes philippinarum (Manila clam), 679 nucleotides long. RefSeq lists its product as uncharacterized. Gene Ontology annotation, molecular function: FMN binding; riboflavin reductase (NADPH) activity. The record is from RefSeq and is a predicted model, not a curated record. Lineage: Eukaryota; Metazoa; Mollusca; Bivalvia; Venerida; Veneridae.